AUGAUAUAUAUAUAUAUAAUAACCGACAUUAACCUAUUUCUUUGUGUGAAUAUUAUUCCAUAUGGAAGAAAACCAUUAUAUAAUAUAUGAGUAUUGAUAUAUUAUAUGUUAUUUAAUGUUGUUUUGUGAUAUUUUGUAGAAUUUUUUAAUCUUUUUAUUAAUUUAGAAUUUUAGUAUAGAUUUGAUAUAGAAAAAUCAAAAUGAUAAAAUUGAAAACAUUGCCACUACUUGAUAAAACAAGCACAAUCAUUGUAGAAGAAGAUAUUAAUGUAUCUUAUGGAAAAGUUCUUAUCGCAGGAUGGUUACAAAUGUGGAAAGAAAUAGAACCUAAUGGUAUUAUAGAAUUAAUGUCUUUUGUAAAUCCGAAGUCUUGGUAUUUAAAUGGACCAAAACCAUAUACAUUAGACAAUGUAAACAUAUCUGAUUAUUAUACUGUUGAACCAAAUAAACCUCAAAAAAAUUUUGUUAAUAUUUUACAAGAUAUACUUGACAGAGUAACAGAGAAAUCUAUAGUGUUUCUUGAUAAUUUGAAUUCUUUGAUAUUAUAUGUAGGCCUUGCAAAUUCAUUACGAUUUGUAGAAACACUUAAAAAAAAGGUAGAGCGAUUGAUUUGUCUUUUUAGACAAGAUUGUAUCCCAAAUAAGAUAUUAUCUAUUGAAACUAUGGGAAAUACAUAUGUUAGAUUACAUAAAUACUGUGGUAUGCAUUCAAAUAAUGAAUUUACUUAUAUUGCAAAUUACAUACAUCGCAAACCAGGAGGCAAAAUAUUGCUUGGGUCAGAAUUAGUGAGACAAGAUAUCAAAACAUAUGAUAUACAAACUGAAAAUUUAAAAACACAACUUAACUCUGGAAAAAAUUCAACAACUACAAAUGAUGCUACAAAAAUUGUAUCUUCUUUUAGAAUAGAAAUAAAUGAACAUGAAAUGAAACAAAGAGAAAACACGCCAUUACCUUAUAUGUCUGUAAUAAAUGCAGAAAAUAACAAGUCUAAAAUUUUAUAUAUACCAGAUGAAGUAGAUGACUUGGAUGAGGAAGACCCAGACGAUGAUUUAUACAUAUAAUUUGAUGUUUAUUAUGUUUGUGUAUAUAUAUUCAUCUAUCCAAACAUUUGUUAACCAUCGUAUAUUUAUUACAUUUUUCUGUACAUUCAUUUAUUAGAUAUAAGCAUUAACCUAUAAUAUAAUAAAUAUGCUAAGCUCAAUUAAUUAAAAAGAUUGUAUACACUAGAAACUAAUUUUUUAACAGGAUUAAAUUAUAUAUUAAUUACAUAUACUAAGUCAAUUUUUCUUUGGAAUUAACCUUA
Messenger RNA from Vespa mandarinia (Asian giant hornet), 1303 nucleotides. It is a transcript of the gene Elp5, whose product is annotated as Elongator complex protein 5. The record is from RefSeq and is a predicted model, not a curated record. NCBI's taxonomy places the organism in Eukaryota, Metazoa, Arthropoda, Insecta, Hymenoptera, Vespidae. Gene Ontology annotation, cellular component: elongator holoenzyme complex; cytosol; nucleus. Gene Ontology annotation, biological process: tRNA wobble uridine modification. Gene Ontology annotation, molecular function: tRNA binding.